ACUGAAGGACACGGUAAAGCGCAGGAGAUAAGCGGCUUUAAUUGGCUAAUUUGGCCCCAUUGGCCUUUCGCAGUCUGCAGCCACCCUCACCGGAGCUGAGAGCCGCCGCAGCCCGAUACACUCUCCGCUGUCUGACCGCACACACACUGCAGCUCCAAUAUACUCUUCUCUGGGAGCUUCUCACUGAGGACACAUGGAUUAUCUCUGCAGCCGUUUGGUGGUCUGAGCAUCUUAAUUCGCUUGUGAUCCAAAGUCAGACACAUAAUGCUCUUUUUCAAGAAAACAGACGGGACUUUCUGACAAUCCUUUUGAUUACUAUGUGCAGACGUUUUUACUGUAUGUUUCACUUUGUAAAUAAGACCCAACUCCACCUGUUUCUAUUCUGUUUUACGCGGAGUGUUUAUGCGUAAAGUGCGCACCGGAGCGCUCUGGAUCAGCAGGCUGAAGUCCGGUGUAAGUCCCCGUGACACCACGAUGAGACAACUGUGCGGGGACCAGUGUCCAGCGCGGCAUUCAUGAGAGCCGGGGGGCCGGGGUGCUGUGGCUCGGACCGGGACGGAGCGGAGGAGCCGGGCCAGAGAUGGAGGCCAAUCUGAGUGUGGCGGUGGAGGCGGAGGCGGACGCGGCGGCCCCGGGGGCUGCCACGGCGUCGGGAUACAACGUGCCGGCCCUGUUGUUCGGGGUGCUGCUGAUCGUGGUGAUCAUCUGCGGGAACCUGCUGGUGUGUCUCAGCGUGUUCACGGAGAAGGCGCUGAAGACCACCACCAACUACUUCAUCGUCAGUCUGGCCGUGGCGGAUCUGAUGCUGGCUGUACUGGUGCUGCCGCUCUUCGUCUUCUCAGAGUUUCAGGACGGCGUGUGGACCCUCGGCACCACCACCUGCGAUGGUCUAAUGACCAUGGACGUGAUGCUGUGCACCGCCUCCAUCUUCAACCUCUGCGCCAUCAGCGUCGACAGGUUCAUCGCCGUUUCAAUCCCUCUCAACUACAACAGGAAGCACGUGGACAUGCGGCAGACGGUGCUGCUGUCGGCCACCUGGAUCCUGGCCCUUGCCGUGGCCUCACCUGUCAUUUUCGGCAUCAACAACGUGCCUGGUCGCGACUCCAGUGAAUGUAAACUAGAAAAUGACGACUAUGUCCUCUACUCGUCUGUGUGCUCCUUCUUCAUCCCCUGUCCAAUCAUGGUGCUGCUGUACUUCGGCAUGUUUCGUGGCCUGCGGCGCUGGGAGGAAGCGCGUAAGGCCAAGCUGAAGAACAGCAUCCAGGCCUGUCGCAAGCUGCAGGAGGCCGCUACCUCGCUGCCGCCACUGGCCUCAUUGCCACCGCCGCUGCCACCCAUCAUAGAGCGGGAACUGACCGAUACUCCAGAUGAACCAUCCACCUUCCCGUCAGCAGAACAGCCUUUCCACUUGUCAGAGUACAAAGAUGGCCCUGUGCCGACGGUCAGCUUCGCAGAUAUCAGGUUCAAUCCUGACCCUCAAAAGAAAAAGAGGGCCAAGAUCAACAGCCGGGAGAGGAAAGCCAUGAAGGUGCUUCCUGUCGUUGUGGGUGCCUUCCUGUUCUGCUGGACUCCCUUCUUUGUCCUCCACACGAUGCGAGCUCGCUGUCAAGACUGCUACGUCCCACCAGGCCUGAUGAGCGUGGUGACGUGGCUUGGCUACGUCAACAGCGCUCUCAACCCGGUCAUUUACACCAUCUUCAACACAGAGUUCAGGAACUUCUUCAAAAAGUUUCUGCACCGCUGCUGCUCCUAGAACUGAACCACUGCUGCUGCUGCAUGGAAUAUUUUUGAAUGCACAGCUGCUGCGAGAGACACUACUGACAGAUGGUUUAGUGUGUAUAGUCUGUGUAUGUCGCCAUUGUUUCCUUCCUCUGUGAGGUUUUUAUUUUUAUACAUGUGAUGACAGCAAAGUUUGUUUGAGCUUUAUGUAUCCUGAGAAGAAGCUUUAGUCUGAGGAACAAACUGUUCAGAGGAUCAGAAACACAUCUUCAUAACCAACCAUAACUGAUUUUAUAUGGGGAAAUUCAUCUUUUCAAAAUAAAAGUAUACACAAAAAUGCAGGUUGUGUGAUGGUAAUGCACUGAUCGUGUGGUCAGUAAUGCAUAAACAAACUGUCUUAUUAUACCACUGGAGCCGUUUUCAGACAUUAACUCUGGUAAAUGUACACAAAACUGGGGCGGACAUAUUCCAGAAUUUGCCUUCAAUAUUGACAGCAGGAGAGUUGUUGGUUCGGACGUGUUCACAACAACAGGACAUUUUCCGGAACUUUCAGGCGAGGAGUGAGCAUGCAGGAGGCAGGACAUGACAUAAAUUCGACUGCUUUUACAGCCAAAAGGUCUCGAAUCUCGUUGUCUUUCUGACUUGACAUCUUCAGCAGCAUCUAUUAUGUUUAUGGCUCCUCUUUUUCAUCCUUAAAUAUUUUGUGUGCAACAAGUUACAAACGUCAUCGAUGCACCCAUUUACUCGCUGUGAAUAUUCAGGACAGUUUCCUGUCUUUGUGUUCACUCGUAAAUUUGCUUGACAUUUCACCAGGGGGCUGGCAGGAACAUUUUUGGGGUCACAACUGGCUCGGACAUUUACAUUCUCACAUAGGCCCCUUCCUGAAAUUUCAGGAAAAUGUGCAGUUCAUGUGUGAAGGCAGUAGACCUCCCCCUCUUAAAGGCUACUGAGGGGAACUAGACAAAAGAAAGAUGUGACCCUGAAUGAACUUAAUCAUGUCCACAGUGAUUGGCGGUUGACAGCUGUUGAGGCCUGUGUCAAAGAACGUGUCAUAAAAUGUUAAUCAACACAGGAGAAUGUGGGGAAUAAAUUGAAUUAGAUAAAAUGAGAUGAGAUAGAUAGAAUUCAUCAAGAGAUCAUAGAUAUUUUAUAAACUGCCACAUAUUUUAUUCAUUAAAAAAAGUAAAAUAUUACAAAUCAGA
Messenger RNA from Hippoglossus stenolepis (Pacific halibut), 2921 nucleotides. RefSeq names its product dopamine receptor D4a (gene drd4a). The record is from RefSeq and is a predicted model, not a curated record. Lineage: Eukaryota; Metazoa; Chordata; Actinopteri; Pleuronectiformes; Pleuronectidae. The transcript is spliced from 4 exons. Gene Ontology annotation, cellular component: plasma membrane. Gene Ontology annotation, molecular function: dopamine neurotransmitter receptor activity, coupled via Gi/Go; G protein-coupled receptor activity. Gene Ontology annotation, biological process: adenylate cyclase-inhibiting dopamine receptor signaling pathway; adenylate cyclase-activating adrenergic receptor signaling pathway. Bases 581 to 1753 code for a protein of 390 amino acids.